Messenger RNA from Nematostella vectensis (starlet sea anemone), 1945 nucleotides. RefSeq lists its product as uncharacterized. The transcript is spliced from 5 exons. The coding region runs from base 279 to 707 and encodes 142 amino acids. Lineage: Eukaryota; Metazoa; Cnidaria; Anthozoa; Actiniaria; Edwardsiidae. The record is from RefSeq and is a predicted model, not a curated record.
UGACCUGGUUGAACUUUUAUUGAGGGAAAAGGAGAGAAAUACGAAAAUGCUAAAUUUUGUAAGCGCUUUGAUUGCGUGAAAUGGGGUUCAUAGUAUCGACAAGGACUAUGAUGAUCGUGGUCUCUUGGUAUCGAUGAUAUAGAUUUUUCAAGAACUGAUUUUGACGUCACAAGAGAUUUUCGACACGCCGCGCGCGCUACAAACUAGCGCUUCGAUGACGUAACAAACAACAAAACAGGUUGCGCCGUACCUUGGCUCAGUUCAACUUUCGCUGCAGUAUGCGGCUCAGGAGUAGGAACAGAAAAACUAAAGCGUCAAAGAAACCCGCUCAACACGAUCGCUACUUCAAGAAAAUAGCAAAAAACUGCAUUCCUGUGGAAGAACUUCCGUCAUUAGUAAAGCAUACAAGACACAUACAAAAAUUUAUUCCAGUUCAACGGUAUUUUCGAUGCAGAUGUAAUCACGCAUGCACUGUUAUCACCAAAUGGACAAAACAGGAAAGAGACACGUUUGAGCGGUGUUACAAAGGCUUGGCUGAUGCACACCCAAGACAAAACAAGUUUGUGCAGAUAUCACAGAGACUCCCAAACAAGAGUAUUGCAGACUGUAUACAAUUCUACUACUCGUACAAAAACAGACUGACGUUCAAGAGAGAAGAGGUUGGGAUCAUCAUUUAUUUCUGUCUUUCAAUUCACAUACUAUUGUGACGCAAUGUUUGGUAACAAAGAUCCGUACCCCACAACUCCAAAUAGUCUCGGCCUCUGGGCUUGACCAGAACAGUUUCUAUGAAAAGAACGUAUUUUUCCACCAGGAAAGAUACCAAAAUAUCCCCCUAUCCCCAAUGGAUAUUCCGGGGGGCCAGGGGGCUUAUUUCACGCAAUCAGUCAUUAAUUUAGAUCUCCGUUUCUCCCUUAGAGGAGGGCUAAAGCCCUAAGAAAAAGCUGCAAACAUUAAUGGGACACUCUAGAUAUAUCAAGGAAGCAAAAAAGGAAUAAAACACAGAAAGGGGAAAUCAUGAGCCGUGACCUUAUCGAAAGAAUAAGAAAAUAGCACGACGGCGUUGACGCAAACUUGUACUUGUUUCCUAUUAUCAUGUCACGUGCACAAUGCUAGUGUUCAUAAAGGAGUGGACUUUUGAAUAUCAAAUUUUAGCGACAGCGAGCAAACACGGCAUGAGCGUGAAUGGCAACAGGAAUGAGAGGAACGGGAGAAGUACAAAUACAAAGACAUUAUCGCAUGAGAUCAGUUUAUGUUAAAGAACUUCUCUUGUUUACAAUCAAGUCAGCCUUGGAAAUAUUGAUCUUUGACUACUACUGCUGGGUUGAUGGCCUGCAAUAGAAAAGAAAAACAGGGACAGAAGUUAAUUCAUUCUUAAGUUUAGAGUAUUAACAUCAUCGUAUUAUCAUGAUUGUUCUCCUAGGUACUAUAUAUCUAUCUAUUAUUUUAUUUUAUCUAUCUUUUAUCUAACUAUCAGCCGGAGAAGCAUUUUUCGGUAGACGGGAUGUGGCUAUGUCAUCGAUGGAGCGUCUAAGUUCACAAUUCGUGUGCCGUGCGGAUGACUAAACGCAUCACAACUAUUCAUGUGGGAUUCCACAAACCUAGAUUCCGCCUCUCCCCUAACGACGUGUUGUUUUAGUAAACGGUUGGCCACGAAAAAGUCAUGACGUACAGUUCCUUAAAGAGACCAACCCAACAUAACCAAAAGACAAUGAUUACAGUGUAAGGUCAAUCACGCCGCCAUUUUACACUUCCGCGCAAUACCCCGUGACUCAACGAAUCCAUUUGCAUCGGCUAAUUCAACAAGUAACUGAGAAACUUUCAAUCAAAUAAAAUAAAUAAUGAAUCGGACUUCAAUCGUGGGUGAUUAUUUUAAACUUUUCUGCAAAUAAACCGCUGUAAUUUCAAUUGCAAACAAUAACAAAUAAAAACUCGUAUUUUAAUGUCA